Molecule: messenger RNA, 1779 nt
Organism: Zymoseptoria tritici IPO323
Lineage: Eukaryota; Fungi; Ascomycota; Dothideomycetes; Mycosphaerellales; Mycosphaerellaceae
Exons: 4
Coding region: 1-1779 (592 amino acids)
Molecular function (GO): NAD+ poly-ADP-ribosyltransferase activity
Source: RefSeq, a predicted model, not a curated record
AUGCAGCAACAAGCACCACCCAAGAAGCGUGGCAGGGCACCAGCCAAGGCAAAGGACAGUCCGGUAGACGACGACGAUGAAGAUGUGCCACCGCCUCCGAAGAAAGCACCUGGCAAGGGAAAAGGCAAAGCUAAAGCCACCGAUACGAAGGAUGAAGAUGAAGUGGCGCCCGAAGCUUCCGAAGCGAUUUCCAAAGACAACCAGUUCGCUACGACCGACAAUCUUGUCGUCCCUGUGGACGAAACUUGUCCAUUGAGCUCCAGAGGCUGGAGAGUCUACAUCGACGAUGACGAUGGCAUAAUAUACGACGCGUCGCUCAAUCAGACUCACUCUUCCGGGAACAACAACAAGUUCUACAAGCUGCAAAUUCUCACCGAUGGCCGGCAGUUCCGCACCUGGACCCGCUGGGGCCGUGUUGGUGCCAAUGGUCAGAGCGCUCAACUCGGCGAUGGCAGUCUUCAGUCUGCCAUGAAGGAAUUCGAGAAGAAAUUCAAGGACAAAGCCGCGCUUACGUGGUCGAAUCGAGCCGGUGCUCCAAAGCCUGGAAAGUAUGUGUUUCUUGAGAAGAGCUAUCUCCCGUCAGAUGACGAGGAUGAGGACGAAGAUCAGGCUGGUCUCGCGGAUGUGAAGCCUGGCCGGUCCCGCAGCACGUCUCCUUACAACAAGUGCACAUUGGCGCCGGAAGUUGCCGAGUUGAUGAAGUUGAUCUUCAAUCGAGAGCACAUGGACAGUGUCAUGGCGGACAUGAACUACGACGUCGAGAAGAUGCCUUUGGGCAAACUGAGCAAGGCGACCAUCACGAAAGGUUACGAUGCGCUCAAACGCCUCGCUGAGCUAUUCGACGAUCCCGACCUGGCGACAUCACAUCAUGGAAUGGCCACCGUCCGCGAAGCCACCGAGCACUUCAGCGACUUGUACUACAGCUAUAUUCCUCACAACUUCGGCCGCAACCGUGCUCCCGUCAUCUCGAACCAUGAACAUCUCAAGAAGGAGGUGGAGGUACUCGCUUCGUUGGCCGAUUUGAAGGAUGCAGACAAGAUCAUCAAGGCAGGAAAGGAUAGAAGCUCAGGUCAUCUCUUAGACUCCCAGUUCCAAAGCUUGGGCCUGCAAGAGACCACUCCCAUCGACCGCGGCACGGAUGAGUUCUCUCACAUCAGCGACUACCUCAUCAACAGCCGCGGAUCUACGCAUGGCCACGAGUAUAAGCUUCUCGACGUCUUCCGCAUUGAGAGACAAGGCGAGAUCGACCGCUUCGAGCGCAGUCACGGUAAGAGGACCGCCAGCGAUCGUCGCCUCCUCUGGCAUGGAUCGAGGAGCACCAACUACGGCGGCAUUCUCAGCCAAGGCUUGAGGAUCGCACCACCAGAAGCGCCCGUGUCAGGAUACAUGUUCGGCAAAGGCAUCUACCUCGCCGAUAUGGCAUCGAAGUCGGCGAAUUACUGCAACUCAUACGCAAGCGGCGGCCACGCACUUCUCCUCCUCUGCGAGGCUGAACUCGGCGAUCCCAUGCAGGAACUGGUCGAUGCCUCCUACGACGCUGGAGACGAUGCUCUCGCCAAAGGUCUCCUCUCGACAUGGGGCCAAGGUGCCGUCGGACCCGCUUUGUGGAAGGAUGCGUCUUGCGUGCACCCAUCGCUCGCCGGUGUCCAGAUGCCAGACACCGUCACCAAGCCUCCAGGCGACACGACAGUGCUGGAUGCAUGUUUGGAGUAUAACGAGUACAUCUGUUACAACGUGGAUCAGGUGCGGCUGCGGUACUUGCUGCGGGUGAAGAUGUGA